GAAAACAAUGGAUAUCUGAUGGUUUCGGCAAAUGGUGGAUUGAAUCAAAUGCGAGCUGGUAUUUGUGACAUGGUUGCCAUUGCAAGAUAUUUGAAUGUCACGCUUGUUGUUCCCGAAUUGGACAAUACCUCCAUUUGGCAUGACAGGAGUGAAUUCCAAGAUAUAUUUGAUGUGAAUUAUUUUAUUACAUCUUUGAGAAAUGAGGUUCGGAUAUUGAGACGGGUGCCUGAUGAGCAGAAGAGAAGAAUGAAGAACGCUACCAUCUAUUCCAUGGAAUCCAGCAGAUGGUCCAACAUGGACUAUUAUUACUACAAGAUUCUUCCCCUGAUAAAAGAGCACCAAGUGUUGCAUUUCACUAAGACUGAUUAUAGGCUUGCAAAUAAUGGGAUUCCUGAAGAGCUUCAGAAGCUGCGGUGCCGAGCAAACUAUGAAGCUCUGAGAUUCACCACCCCUAUAGAGGAAAUAGGGAAGAAGAUUGUCAAGAUUCUGAGGCAAAACGGUCCUUACUUGGCUCUUCACCUCAGAUAUGAAAUUGAUAUGUUAGCAUUCACUGGCUGCAAUGAAGGUUGCAAUAAGACAGAAGUUGAUGAACUCACAAAACUGAGAUAUGACACCCCAUGGUGGGUACAAAAAGCAAUAAAUUCUAUAAAGAAAAGAAAAGACGGUCGUUGCCCUUUAACCCCCGAGGAAACUGCACUUGCAUUGAGGGCAUUGGAUAUUGAUCCUAGUAUCCAAAUUUAUGUUGCUGCUGGAAAUAUAUAUGGGGGAGAGAGAAGAAUGGCUCCCCUCAAAGCAGCUUUUCCAAAUCUGAUUAAAAAGGAAACAUUGCUGACAACCUCAGACCUUAAGCCCUUCCUGAAACAUUCAAACAUGAUGGCUGCAUUGGAUUACAUUGUAUCAUUACGAAGUGACAUUUUUGUGGCAACAUAUGGAGGAAACAUGGCAAGGGUUGUUGAGGGCCAUCGACGAUAUUUGGGGUUCAAGAUGACAAUCAAUCUAGACAGAUGGCUUCUAGUGUAUCUGAUAGAUCAUUACAGAAAUGGGUCACUUAGCUGGGAUGAAUUCUCCCAAGAAGUGAAGACAGGCCAUGCUGAUAGCAUGGGCAGCCCCACUCGAAGGACAGAGGUUCCUGCGAGACCCAUGCAAGAAGAUUAUUUCUAUAGUAAUCCACAGGAAUGUUUGCCAGCAAUUGCUAAAAAUUCAGAGAGGACAUAA
Corylus avellana is the source of this 1215-nucleotide messenger RNA. RefSeq names its product rhamnogalacturonan I rhamnosyltransferase 1-like. Lineage: Eukaryota; Viridiplantae; Streptophyta; Magnoliopsida; Fagales; Betulaceae. Gene Ontology annotation, cellular component: cytoplasm. The record is from RefSeq and is a predicted model, not a curated record.